This is a messenger RNA of Mangifera indica (mango), 714 nucleotides long. Its product is annotated as pathogenesis-related protein PR-1 type-like. Lineage: Eukaryota; Viridiplantae; Streptophyta; Magnoliopsida; Sapindales; Anacardiaceae. The transcript has a single exon. Gene Ontology annotation, cellular component: extracellular region. Bases 66 to 557 code for a protein of 163 amino acids. The record is from RefSeq and is a predicted model, not a curated record.
CCUCUCUUUUUGUUCAUCAAUCACACAACCUUUUUCUUUGCAUUACAAAUUACUCGCAAAACAUAAUGGUUUCAUUUAAUAUUUCACUCUCUCUUUUGUGUCUCGUUGGGUUAGCUCUCUUCUUCCCCUCCUAUGCACAAAACUCCGCGCAGGACUACGUCAAUGCUCACAAUUCAGCUCGUGCAGCAGUUGGUGUUGGGCCUGUGACAUGGGACAACACAGUGGCUGCCUUCGCCCAAAACUAUGCCAAUCAACGUAUCGGAGAUUGCGCCCUCGUCCAUUCCGGUGGCGGUGGGAAAUAUGGCGAGAACCUUGCAUGGAGCAGCGCUGACCUUUCGGGAACGGAUGCAGUGAAGAUGUGGGUCGAUGAGAAGGCCGAUUAUGACUACAACACUAAUAGUUGUGCCCCAGGCAAGGCUUGUGGCCACUACACUCAGGUGGUGUGGCGCAACUCCGUUCGCAUUGGCUGCGCCAAGGUGAGGUGCAACAACGGUGGAACCUUCAUCGGCUGCAACUAUGAUCCCCCCGGCAAUUACGUCGGCCAGAAACCUUACUAAUUAUCUAGUUCGAUCUCAUUUAUCACUAAAUGAGAGAUGAUUGCAUUUUCAAUUAAUAAAGCUCUGAAAUGGCGACCUAAUGUUUACUUCAUGAAUAAAUUACUGUUUAUCUAUAUGUCGUUAUAUUAAUAAACAUUAUAUGUCUUCUCAGUCUCAA